CGUACAUAUACGUAUAUCCAACACCUGCCAUCAUGACGUCCGUCCACGCUCCACAGUUGCCUGGGGAUGUACAUCCGCUGUUGAACAAGUACCAUGCAUGGGUCUUGGAGAAUGAAUCGUUCGCUCGUCGUCUGGAGAACGUGUUGUAUGUCGUGCCAAUGCUCGUGCCCGCGACUUUGGGUAACCCUGACGUCGUGUCGGAGGUCGGGUACUCGAUGGGAGGGUUGCUCAAGCUAUACCACGACUGGGUGCUGUAUCAAGUCACCCCACCGUCCGAUGAGAAGACACUCACCGCGGACAACACGUCGUUUUCUAUCGUCCAAGCCGCGCGAGUGCCGCUGUCGAUCAUCUCUCAGGUCCAAGUGGCGGCCGAGAUGAUUUCUCUCAAGGUCGGCGGCAAGCAAUCACGUUGGAACGUCAUCGUGCUCCUGGAACUGUGCAAGAGCAUCUGCAAAUUGGUGCUGCUCGCCCAUUCGAAAGGCCAAGUGCUGUACAAAUGUGGCCCCUACAUCUCAUGCGAAGUCCGUCCCCAAGACGCGGUGGCGGCGGCAGACGAGUACACUGGCCAACGCAGCGGCCGCGUGUAUCGGUCGACGUCGUCCCGCCCUCGCGAGACCAACCUGCAGCCGUUGACGUUGUCGUUCCUCGACGCCACGUAUGCGUCGGGGGACGAAGGCCCGGUCCAGACCGUCGCGGAAGUGCUGCAUAUCGUUCGCCCUGUCGUCUACGCGGCCUUGUGCCAGCGACAGACGGAUCGGUCGUGGGUACCGUUCCUCGCGUCAUUUUCCACCGAAGUUGCAAGCAUCUUGCUGUCCACGUCUGUCGAUGCCAAGCGCAAGCGACUGCAAAAUGACAAAGUCGACGAGGAGUACCACCGACGAAAGUGAUGUUGUAGAUGUGUCUGUUCCUGUACUUGCUGCGGAAUCCAGUGUUUUCGUCUGUCACGGAGCCUGUCGUCGAAGGCUUGUGCAAUUCGACCCAACCGAUGCCCCUUCUCGGUCGCCUGAUGCGGUUUGCUGUGGACAACGGCCUGCAUUACUACCAGCGCCGCCAUUUUUACACGUCAGCCUCGUAGUGCUUUACUACUUUUAGCCCAAUGUAUCUCCAAAGCACACAAUCAAAGCCUUUCAAAACCUACAGGAAAAUUUCGCAUAUCUGUGACUCGUUUUUUUUUUCGUGUCAUAAUACGAUGUUGCGAUAAUAAAAC
Molecule: messenger RNA, 1207 nt
Organism: Aphanomyces astaci
Lineage: Eukaryota; Oomycota; Saprolegniomycetes; Saprolegniales; Verrucalvaceae
Exons: 8
Coding region: 33-887 (284 amino acids)
Biological process (GO): peroxisome organization
Cellular component (GO): peroxisomal membrane
Source: RefSeq, a predicted model, not a curated record